Durusdinium trenchii is the source of this 552-nucleotide messenger RNA. NCBI's taxonomy places the organism in Eukaryota, Dinophyceae, Suessiales, Symbiodiniaceae. The record is from the annotation of a GenBank genome assembly.
AUGCGGUCAGGGGAUAAUGAGGCAGAUCCUGAAAAGAGCUCCUUGGACUGGUUGAACCUGAAUGCCUUCGGGUCCAAAGCCAUCCAGGGUGCCAUUGACCGCGUACGCGCCAGCACCCUUGGAGGUGCCGCAGAACCAGAGGUGGCAUAUCACGUGCUGCUCCCGGGAGUGAUCGGAGACCAGAGCUUGAUGAGCUUGAAGAACCUCAGGUCAGCUGAACCAAGCAAUGUGAGCGAAGACGCUUUGAAGAUUAUAGCUGAGGAGGAGGACUGCUCAGGGCUGGAGGGACAGAGAAUUCAGACCGCACUGCAUGAUUCCAAGGAGUCCGAGAAGAAGGCCAUAGAGGCUGUACAGCGGAAAGGAUCUGAUGAUUCACAAGAUUCUACUAGGCACGUAAAGCCACAAAAGGAUUCGGAAAAGACGACACGAUUGCCGAUGCCUACGCCUUUGAUGGCUGCCACCGCAUCUGCCAAGAGGGCAGAACCACCACCUAUGGUGGUGAAAACAGAGAAGAUUUCACAGGACACGGUUCUUGCGAGUCGUGUUUCCUGA